AUGGAAUUUCUUUCUUCAAUUACUGUGGAGGUCGGAAAGUGCUUGUUCACAGCCGCUGGUGAUCAACUUGGUUACUUGUUUCAUUACAACGACAAUGUUGAAAACUUGAAAAAGCAAGCUAAGAAGCUGGAAGAUAGCAGAGACACGGUGAAAAUGAAAAUAGAAUCUGCUAAAAGCAAUGGAGAAAACAUUUUUCCUGAUGUUCAAAGCUGGAUAGCAGAAGCUGAGAGUAUUUCUGCAAAAGCUAAAAAGUUUAUUGAAGAUGAAGUCAAAGCCAACAAGAGGUGCCUCAAAGGGUGGUGCAUUAAUCUCAAACAAUGUUAUCGAUUCAGUAAGGAGGCAAAGAAGCAUACUCUGGAGAUUUCUGACCAGCUCCAAGCAGUGGAAAAGUUUCAGAUAGUGUCUUGUCCUGCUCCUCCGUCUGGAAUUAUAUUGCCAUCAAAGUUGUUUUCUUCAGGCACUUUUGAAUCUAGAAAUUCAAUUAAGAAGCAAAUUGUGAAGGUGCUAAUUGAUGAUCAUAAUGUCAGCAUAAUUGGAAUAUGUGGGAUGGGGGGCGUGGGUAAGACCACACUGGUCAAAGAGAUCAGCAAACAAGUAAAAGAAGAAAAGAUGUAUGAUGUGGUGGUGAUGGCGGUUGUGUCUCAGACUCCUAAUAUUGUGAAGAUUCAAGAGGAAAUUGCUAACAUGUUGGGUUUGAAACUUUCGACUGAUAUCGAGUCAGGAAGAGCACGAUCCUUGUGGGAGAGAAUCAAGAAAGAGAAGCGGAUUCUUGUCGUGUUGGAUGACGUUUGGGAAAGAAUCAAAUUGGAUGAGAUUGGUAUUCCUUUUGGGAGUGACCAUAGAGGUUGUAAAAUUUUAAUCACCUCUUGGAGGACGAAGUCAAAGCAAACAAGAGGUGUCUUAGUGAAUCCCAGAAAACGUAACCAACUCAGUAAACAGGCAUUCAUUGAACAUGUUUGA
Molecule: messenger RNA, 960 nt
Organism: Pistacia vera
Lineage: Eukaryota; Viridiplantae; Streptophyta; Magnoliopsida; Sapindales; Anacardiaceae
Product: disease resistance protein SUMM2-like
Exons: 2
Coding region: 1-960 (319 amino acids)
Molecular function (GO): ADP binding
Source: RefSeq, a predicted model, not a curated record